AAGAAUUAAAGUUUUACACAAAACCUCUCCAUAAAUAGAACUCAUCUAGGCGUGUGUCCUCCACACUUCAUCAAACAUUCUCUAUCUUCUCAUUUCAACCUACAAAAUAAAAUAAAAACCAAAUCAAAAGAUUUAACUAUGGAGUCCCAUAACGUGAACAACAGCUUGAACAUAGACAUGGAGAAAGAUCAAGAAAAGGCUUUCGAUUACUCCAAACGAGCUCAAUGGCUACGAGCUGCCGUGCUUGGUGCCAACGACGGUCUUGUCACGACGGCUUCGCUUAUGAUGGGUGUCGGUGCGAUUAAGCCAGACGUCAAAACCAUGGUUCUAACCGGUUUCGCGGGUUUAGUUGCCGGAGCUUGUAGCAUGGCGAUCGGAGAGUUUGUCUCGGUUUACUCUCAGUACGACAUAGAGGUGGCUCAGAUGAAGAGAGAUAACGGAGGAGUGAUAGACAAAGAGAAGCUUCCGAGUCCUAUAAAAGCGGCUACUGCGUCUUCGUUAGCGUUUUCUAUAGGAGCGAUUGUGCCUUUAUUGGCGGCUGCGUUUGUGAAAACGUAUAAAGUGAGGAUUGGAGUGAUUGUGGCGGCGGUGACGUUGGCUUUGGUUAUGUUUGGGUGGCUAGGAGCGGUUUUGGGGAAAGCACCGGUGGUUAAGUCGUCGGCUAGGGUUCUGAUUGGAGGAUGGUUAGCUAUGGCGGUUACGUAUGGCUUGACCAAACUGGUUGGAUCACAUGGUAUGUCAUAAUUUGUGUGUGUUUUACAUACGUGACCCAACACUCCUUCGUGUUUCAUGGAACACAAUUUAAGCGGUUACGUUUUUUUUUGUUUGCUUUGUCGUAUAAGAAACUUUGGAAUAUAUAUCUCAUAUGAAAAGAAACUUUGGAAUGUAUUGAUUCUUGACUUGGUUUUUAGAUUUAUGUAAGCAAAUAUGUGAUAUAAACCUGUCAAAUGGCGUGUGA
Messenger RNA from Brassica oleracea var. oleracea, 958 nucleotides. Its product is annotated as vacuolar iron transporter homolog 1. The transcript has a single exon. The coding region runs from base 139 to 744 and encodes 201 amino acids. NCBI's taxonomy places the organism in Eukaryota, Viridiplantae, Streptophyta, Magnoliopsida, Brassicales, Brassicaceae. Gene Ontology annotation, cellular component: membrane. Gene Ontology annotation, molecular function: manganese ion transmembrane transporter activity; iron ion transmembrane transporter activity. The record is from RefSeq and is a predicted model, not a curated record. Gene Ontology annotation, biological process: intracellular manganese ion homeostasis.